AUGGGCGAAAGUGCCGCCACCACAUUCGCUUCCAUCGUCGUCCUCGCGCUCGGAUUUGCCGCUGCUGGAUUCAUCUACCACAAGAGCUACAAGAUGAUUGUCCUCAAGAAGAUGACCCGCGCUUUCGAGCCAGGCGACCCCGUCCUUGACUUGGCGACAACCGCUAAGGAAGUGCCUCGGACUCUUGUACCUGAAGACGAGCAUUGGGUCCAACGCCCGGAGCAGGCGCACGUGGACGCGAUCAUUGACGGCAGAGAAUCCGGCCACUACUACCUCUUUAUGGGAGAAAAGGGCACGGGGAAAAGCAGCAUGCUGAUUGAAGCCAUGCGCAAGACUGAUGGCGACGGCGUGGCCAUGUUUGAAGCGCACGCCGACACCGAAAUCGUACGGAUACGACUGGGCAAGGCGCUGGACUACGAGUUCCAUGAAGACUACAUUGGCGGCUACUUCAGUGAACGAGGUCCACGAGAGACCACCGCUCUGCUGGACAUUGAACGUGCCCUGAACAAGUUGGAAAAGGUCGCGAUGAAGCUCGCGAAGACAAGACGGAAGCCCAUUGUCCUGAUUGUGAACCAGCUGCAUCUCCUGAGGAACAACGAGGAGGGCAGGGAUCUGCUUGAGCUUUUCCAACAGCGCGCAGAACAAUGGGCCGCGGCCAAUCUCGUCACCAUGGUAUUCAACACCGAUGACUACUGGGUUUACGAGCGGCUGAAGCUCCUGGCAACGCGCAUGGAGGUUCUCGCCGUGACGGAUCUGCCCAAGUCACAGGCGAUCAACGCCUUGAAAAAGUACCGCAUGCGCUACUUCCACGAGAUUCCGAACCACAAGGAGCUCGAGGAUGUAUACGAUCGGAUCGGUGGCCGCUUGAGUUUUUUGAACCGCGUGGCCAAGAGCCGGGAUAUGAUUCGCACAUGCGAUCAGAUCAAAGAGACGGAGAAGAAAUGGUUCCUUAACCAGUGCUGGAUUCUUGGUUCCGAGAUGGAUGACGAUGUGAUGGAUCAGCAGAAGUGGGCGGCGGCUGCCAUGACUCUAGCACUCGCUCUUGUGGACAAGGAGGAAGAAAAGGCCGAGACCUACGAUCCAGUUGUCGGUCACCUCCUGCCAACAUUUCCUUUCCAUAUCGCUCAGGAGAUCAUGACUCGAGCCGACUUUAUCCGCGAUCUCGACAGUCUCAAUCUCUUCACCGUCACCAGCCAGGCGGAUGUCCGUGCCAGCAGCGUCCCGAUGCAUCUCGCUUUCAAGGAGAUAUGCGCCGAGCCUCGGUUCCGAAAGCACUUGGAGGACACCAUCCAGAGAAUCGCUGAUAUCGAGAGCUUGGGCCGUACCCGAGAGCUUGUUGCCAAGGAUCUGGUCCUUGGCGGUCAAUAUGAUAUCGAGACGAGCCGCAAGGGCAUUACGGUUAGACUGAAGCAGCCAGAGGAAAAGGACGAUUAA
Molecule: messenger RNA, 1434 nt
Organism: Trichoderma reesei QM6a
Lineage: Eukaryota; Fungi; Ascomycota; Sordariomycetes; Hypocreales; Hypocreaceae
Exons: 2
Coding region: 1-1434 (477 amino acids)
Source: RefSeq, a predicted model, not a curated record